UCCCUCCGUUGGUAACACGAAGAAAAAACUUCAGGAAGUAGCUUAAAGCAGCUAUUACUGUUUAGAUUUUGGCAAAUGUUUCGGGUUUUAGGUGGGGAUAAAAGACAACUCAUACAGUUUUUCCUGUUCAGAAGAAAUAUGUCUACAUUAGUGGAUAAAAGUCGUACGACAGAUGGUGAAAACAAUGCGGACAACCGGUCGGUUCAUUCAGAUACCAUCGAGGAGGUCCAUAACGUUCCUCUUCAGGUCAUCAUCAGACCGUUUCCUCCGGAGCUGGACGAGCAGAAGGUCCAGAGUCUGAUGGAUACCAUUAAGGAGACGGCAGACAUCAGCGUUGUUCCUCCCAUUGAUGUUCUCUGGAUCAAAGGAAGAGAGGGAGGAAAUUACUACUACUCCUUUGGAGGUUGUCACAGGUUUGCUGCCUAUCAGAGGCUCAACAUGCCAACCAUCCCAGCCAAACUUAUUAGAUCAAACAUCUCAGACCUCAGGACUUACUUGGGGGCUUCAACGCCUGAUCUUCGAUAAUACUCUGGACUUUUUUCUCGCUUUUUCUCGCUACACCAGCAAUGUCCAACUCAAGUCCUUUGUUGUCGCUGUCAUACAAGUUUUAACACUGUUGAUUCCUGUUGCAAAAUCCUUUUUUCAGCAUUCCUGCAGAUUCUUAGUAACAAACCUCUUGUUUCUUUUUUUUUUUUUAUUAUGGGAAGACUGAAAAACAAGCUUUUAUUUCAAUCAUCCCCUCUGGGCGCUGACCUUAAAUUAAAACAUCUUAUAAAACAAUCAUGUUCCACAGCAAACAUUUAAAAUAAAACAUAAUAAAAGUUUGUAGCUGGUGGUAUCACACCGAGCUGGUAUAUCAGUUAUGAGGAGAAAUCUAAGAACACAAUGUGAUGAACUGAUGUCACUCUGAGCUAUGGAAGCUCAAGGAGUGGAUUCAUGGAGAACAAAUAAAUAUAAAUUUUCCAAAAAUUACAUUUUCAUAAACAAAAUCUCAAAUUAAUUAAUAAAAUUGAUUUAUUGCGCAGCCUUGGCAGGACACCAGCUGACUUCUGACACUUAAAUCUUAUGAUCAUAUGGACUGAAGGUAGUGAUACAAUGCAAUACACAUGAUUUACCAGCAGGGGGAAAUAAAGAGCUGGAUGUGAACAGAUAUUUAACUUCUAUUUGCUUGUAGUUUAAUAAUCAAAAGUUUCUUAUCAAAUUAGACCAUUGAAUUUCUGUUUAAAGACAAUAAAAAUAAUUUAAUUCUUUAUAUAUUGUUUUUUUUUUUGUGUUUUUUUUACUUAGGGUGUUUUGGUAGUUGUGGUUUUCAAGGAUUUUUUUAAAAUCCAGUCUUCUUUUUAUUUCAUUAGACAUAGAUAAAGAAUAUAUUUAUAAACAGAAUCAUGAUCAAGAUAUUUUUUAUGUUAAAACAACUUUUCAUACUAAAUGUGUUGGGAUUUUUUGUUAAAUAAUUUCUUAUACUCUAUGCUUAAUAUUUCUACUCUGGAAUAUAAAAGGGCUAAUUGUUUUUCGAUUCACUAAGAAUAUUUUUUUUUAUACAUUUGAUAUUUUCAGAUGUUCUUCCUGUUUCUAUUUUUUUUAUUUAAAUUUCUAUGUUCAGUUAGCUUGGACUGGGAUGUUCUCUAAAGCAGAGGAGAUUAUGCUUGUAUUUCCUGUUAAAAGUACACCCAAUUAUCAAUUCCUUCCAAAUUCAAUGAAUAUCAAUGUAAAGUACUAUGCACAGUUAAAAUAACUGGUGUAUAACAAUCUAUAGCACCCUCAGUUUCAAUAAACAUGAAGAUGAAAGCCUU
Molecule: messenger RNA, 1793 nt
Organism: Cyprinodon tularosa
Lineage: Eukaryota; Metazoa; Chordata; Actinopteri; Cyprinodontiformes; Cyprinodontidae
Gene: srxn1
Product: sulfiredoxin 1 homolog (S. cerevisiae)
Exons: 2
Coding region: 76-525 (149 amino acids)
Biological process (GO): cellular response to oxidative stress
Cellular component (GO): cytoplasm
Molecular function (GO): sulfiredoxin activity
Source: RefSeq, a predicted model, not a curated record